UUGUGGUCAAGUCGGAUUUUAAGGUUAUGUUAUUAUGUUUACCAUUAACAGAACAAACUAACGUUCUCCAUCCUCGUUUAUCGAUUUGUUUCAUUAUUUAUUGUACCACCCAAUCUUUCUUUGAUUUUUUUAAAGAGCCGCCAUUUGAAAUCAAAUAGCUCUGGACUCUGCAUCGUGCACAUUGUGCCAUUGUGCCAAUUCGUGCUUGGCAAGCUCGGCGUUCCACGUGCGUUCUCAAACACAUUGUCGGUAGUUAAUGUAGUGCCAUGAGCUCUCUUUCAUAUUAAUCAGAAUGAAUUUCGUUGUUCGCGAAUCGAAUUGUUUUGUCCCUGGGUGCAUUAAUUCAUCCACCAGUGAUUCUGGAAAACUGUUCUUUCCUCUUCCACGGGAAACUUCUGCAAGGAGUAAUUGGUGUGUUACGGUAGGGCUUUCUCCCAGCUCCACACACGGCACGAGCUACUGUUGCGAGGAUCACUUUAAUCUGGAAGAAGAUGUCGAAAAUUGGGAGCAAUAUGCGACCUGGAAACAUGAAGAAUUGAAGACAUUGUGUGUGAGGUUGAAAAAAGAUGCCAUUCCUCACCUCAACUUACAGGACUCUGACCCCACCAAACGCACGGAUUUUCAAUGGAAGAUCAGCAAGGACAGAAUCUUAGUCAUUGCAUCGGCUAAGAAGUGUGAGGAGAAACUUCUAGACGCAUUCCCAGAGGAUGGCGGAACUGAGUUUUUGAAGGACGAAAUAUCUGCCCCGGGCCCUUCUUUUGGGAAAGAUGGCUGGUCCCUUCAUGUUGCAGCCCUAACUAAAGUCGUUAAAGACGAAGCGACUUUUGCCGGCGGGGUUGAUUCAUCGGAACAAAUUCAAGGAAUUCCAUCCGGUUCUCCGUUCGAUUUAAACAAUCGAAUUAAAACUGAAGCAGAUACAGAGGAUAAAGAUUUUGUCAACGCGUUACACACCAGUAUCGAGAUAAAAGAUGAGGAUCCUCUGCAAUGGCAAGAAUACCCAAAUAUCUCUGUGACUCAAGAUUCACGGCGUCCGUCGAAUUUUUGUACUCGAAAUACGGUGUCUUAUGGUCAUAUCAGCGCGACUGAAAAUGGAAGCAUGGAAAACGACCCGCUUUUUACCCAAUUACUAUCCAGGAAUCCAGAAGGCAAUACAGUUUCUGAAUCUGGCAGGGUGACGCCUUCAGAAGAAGUUAAAAAGACUAUCCUGAAUGCUGCUAUCGACAAAAUUACUCAUAUUACAACCGGAAAAAGUGUAAAAUGUGAUAAUCAUGGAGAUCCGGAACACGCGAUCCAUGUUCAAUGUGAUCAAGAAGUUGCGACUGACGAUACUGGGAAACAAUCAAAUUACAAUCAUUGCUUCGCAUCUGUUUCUGAAGAAAACAAUUUUAAGGAGCACAGAUACACACGUACAGGUGAGAAACCGUUCGCUUGCAGUCAUUGCUCUGCAUCAUUUACUCAAAAAGGCCAUUUAAAGAGUCACAUGCGCACACAUACUGGUGAGAAAUUCAGUUGCAGUCAUUGCUCCUCAUCUUUUACUCAAAAGUCAUCUUUAAAGUGUCAUAUGCGCGCACAUACCGGUGAAAAACCAUUCAGUUGCAGUCAUUGCUCUGCAUCAUUUUCUCAAAAAGCCCAUUUAAAGAGUCACAUGCGCACACAUACUGGUGAGAAACCAUUCAAUUGCAGCCAUUGCUCUGCAUCAUUUUCUCAAAAAGCCCAUUUAAAGAGUCACAUGCGCACCCAUACUGGUGAGAAACCAUUCAGUUGCAGUCAUUGCUCUGCAUCAUUUUCUAAAAAAUCCCAUUUAGAAGAUCAUGUGCGCACACACACUGGUGAGAAACCAUUCAGUUGCAGUGAUUGCUCUGCAUCAUUUUCCAUAAAAUCCGCUUUAAUUAGACAUGUGCGCACACACACUGGUGAGAAACCAUUCAGUUGCAGUCAUUGCUCCUCAUCUUUUACUCAAAAGUCAUAUUUAAAGAUUCAUAUGCGUGUACAUACCGGUGAGAAACCAUUCAGUUGCAGUCAUUGCUCCUCAUCUUUUACUGAAAAGUCAUCUUUAAAGAGUCAUGUGCUCACCCAUACUGGUGAGAAACCCUUCAGUUGCAGUCAUUGCUCCUCAUCUUUUACUAGAAAGUGCUCUUUAAAGAUUCAUAUGCGUGUACAUACCGGUGAGAAACCAUUCAGUUGCAGCCAUUGCUCUGCAUCAUUUUCUAAAAAAUCCCAUUUAGAAGAUCAUGUGCGCACACACACUGGUGAGAAACCAUUCAGUUGCAGUGAUUGCUCUGCAUCAUUUUCCCUAAAAUCCGCUUUAAUUAGACAUGUGCGCACACACACUGGUGAGAAACCAUUCAGUUGCAGUCAUUGCUCUGCAUCAUUUUCUCAAAAAGCCCAUUUAAAGAGUCACAUGCGCACACAUACUGGUGAGAAACCAUUCAGUUGCAGCCAUUGCUCUGCAUCAUUUUCUCAAAGCGCCAAUUUAAAGAGUCAUGUGCGCACCCAUACUGGUGAGAAACCAUUCAGUUGCAGUCAUUGCUCUGCAUCAUUUUCCCAAAAAUCCGCUUUAAUUAGACAUGUGCGCACACAAACUGGUGAGAAAUUCAGUUGCAGUCAUUGCUCUGCAUCAUUUACUGAAAAAUCCAGUUUAAACAGUCACAUGCGCACACAUACUGGUGAGAAACCAUUCAGUUGCAGCCAUUGCUCUGCAUCAUUUUCUCAUAAAUCCAAUUUAAAUAGACACGUGCGCACACACUGGUGAGAAAUUCAGUUGCAUUCAUUGCUCCUCAUAUUUUACUCAAAAGGCAUCUUUAAAGAAGCAUAUGCGCUGCGCAUACAUAGCGGUGAAAAACAUUCAGUUGCAAUCAUUGCUCUGCACCAUCCUGUGAUAUAUCCAAUUUAAAGAAACAUAUGGGCACCCAUAUCGGCGAGAAACCGUUCAGUUGCAGUCGGUGCUCCUCAUCUUUUACUCAAAAGUCAUCUUUAAAGAGUCCUAUGCGCGUACAUAUCGGUGAAAAACUAUUCAGUUGUAGACAUUGCUCUGCAUUUUUUGCUGCAAAAUCUCAUUUAAGGCGGAAUAUUCGCACACAUACCGGUGAGAAACCAUUUAGUUGCAGUCAUUGCUCAGCAUUAUUCACUCGAACAUCUGAUUUAAGGAGGCAUUUACAUACACACCGUUGAGAAAAAUCUAAAUUAUCGCGUCAUAUUUGCACACAUACUGGUGAGAAACUAUUCAGCUUAUGCUUUUGCUCUGCAUCUUUUACUAAUGAAUCCCAUUUGAAGGAACAUAUGCGCACAGAUACCGGUGAGUUAACCUUCAUUUUUCAAUCAUUAUUCUGUAUAAUUUUCUCAUAAAUCCGAUUUCAAGAGACAUACCUGCAACGUGCAUACCUACCGGUGAGAAACCAUUGAGUUGCAGUCAUUGCGCUGCAUAUCGACG
Molecule: messenger RNA, 3430 nt
Organism: Bemisia tabaci
Lineage: Eukaryota; Metazoa; Arthropoda; Insecta; Hemiptera; Aleyrodidae
Source: RefSeq, a predicted model, not a curated record